This is a messenger RNA of Linum tenue, 1216 nucleotides long. NCBI's taxonomy places the organism in Eukaryota, Viridiplantae, Streptophyta, Magnoliopsida, Malpighiales, Linaceae. The record is from the annotation of a GenBank genome assembly.
CUGGCAAGUGAUAGGCUAGAUACGGCCGCACCUGAUCCCUCCACGCGGGAUUCUCCGCCAUCGGAACCGAAAACAAGACUGUUGUUAGACGAAAACGAGAAAGGAAAGUAGGAAAAGAAUUGACGAAAACGCUUUCUAGAGGGGAACAGAGAGCUUCUCUUUGUCUUCUAGAGAGAGAAAGUAGAAGGAGGAGGAAUCAACAACCUUUGUGUAGACCGACGACGCCGGCGGAGAGAGGGAUGAAGAUCACGGCGCUUUUGGUAUUGAAGUGCGAGUCGGAAUCGUCGGAUCCGGUCAUCUUAGCGAACGCCUCCGACGUCAGCCACUUCGGGUACUUCCAGAGGCCCAGCGUCAGGGAGUUCAUCGUCUUCGUCGGCCGGACCGUCGCCAGGCGCACGCCGUCCGGACAGCGUCAGUCCGUUCAGCAUGAAGAGUAUAAGGUCCAUGCGUACAACAGGAAUGGACUUUGUGCUGUGGGAUUCAUGGAUGAUCACUACCCCGUUCGUAGCUCAUUUUCCCUUCUCAAUCAGGUGAUCGAUGAGUAUCAAAAGAAUUUCGGCGAGUCGUGGAGGUCAGCACAGACAGAUAGCACCCAGACUUGGCAAUACUUGAAUGAAGCUUUGGUUAAGUUCCAGGAUCCUGCUGAGGCUGACAAGUUGUUGAGAAUUCAGAGGGAGUUGGAUGAGACUAAAAUUAUACUUCACAAAACAAUCGACAGUGUACUCGCCCGAGGUGAAAAACUGGAUAGUUUAGUUGAAAAAAGUUCAGAUCUCAGUGCUGCAUCUCAGAUGUUCUACAAGCAGGCCAAGAAAACCAAUUCAUGUUGUACCAUACUCUAAACAGAACAGCGCAGGCAGAAGACGUGAGAAUAUAUGAUGACGAUGACGACGACGAUGUAAUGGUUGAAGCUUCUGGAGGGGAGCAAAGUAUCAGUUUGAAGCUUGUGUUGAAGGAUUUGAUUGUAAUAUGUCGAUUGAUAAUGUCCAUCUUUAUAAAAAUUUGUUUCUGGUGUCGUGUGGGAAAAGCAGGAUCUGAGACCAUGUUGCUUUCGUUGUCUAUUUGUGUUAAUCGAUCACUCUCCUUUGUAGUUUUCUUUGUACUUCCAUGUAUGACAUUGUACAACAGACACUUGCCCCUCCUAUUGUCCCCUUAACACAACCCACGUUUCCACUUCGGGCUCUUCGAUAGACCGUACAAGUGACGUCAUUUUGGUACA